GCACUCCGCGUCGAAUGGUGUAAGACACGGGCUCGACAUACCAGAUGGUUAGAAGAAAUACAACUCCUGCUAGUAGAAAUGCGCCACGUGUUAGCAUUCUUUGCGUGGGAAGCCGAAUGCUGGGAUGAACGAGGAACCCUUCGUGUGGUGGACCGGUCAGAAGAUGCAGAGGGUUUGACGGCAUACGCAAAGCGCCAGGCUGCUGUCCGUUGUGCCUUGUCUGCCAGUUUUUCGGAGAUGUGGUCUAAU
Molecule: messenger RNA, 249 nt
Organism: Suillus subalutaceus
Lineage: Eukaryota; Fungi; Basidiomycota; Agaricomycetes; Boletales; Suillaceae
Exons: 1
Source: RefSeq, a predicted model, not a curated record